This is a messenger RNA of Bubalus bubalis (water buffalo), 2145 nucleotides long. It is a transcript of the gene PFN2, whose product is annotated as profilin 2. Bases 137 to 559 code for a protein of 140 amino acids. Gene Ontology annotation, biological process: actin cytoskeleton organization; regulation of actin filament polymerization; positive regulation of actin filament bundle assembly. The transcript is spliced from 3 exons. The record is from RefSeq and is a predicted model, not a curated record. Lineage: Eukaryota; Metazoa; Chordata; Mammalia; Artiodactyla; Bovidae. Gene Ontology annotation, molecular function: actin binding. Gene Ontology annotation, cellular component: cytoplasm.
GCGGUCGGUGCUUGCGCAGAGCCGCCUCCUCUCCGCCCCCGCCCCGCCUCCCCCCGCGCCGCCGCCGCCCGCGACCGCCGUCGCCGCUGCGCCUGCUGCUCCUUGCCGUCCCCGCUGCAGUGCGAAGGGCUCGAAGAUGGCCGGUUGGCAGAGCUACGUGGAUAACCUGAUGUGCGAUGGCUGCUGCCAGGAGGCCGCCAUUGUCGGCUACUGCGACGCCAAAUACGUCUGGGCAGCCACGGCCGGGGGCGUCUUCCAGAGCAUUACGCCAGUAGAAAUAGAUAUGAUUGUAGGAAAAGACCGGGAAGGUUUCUUUACCAAUGGUUUGACUCUUGGCGCAAAGAAGUGCUCAGUGAUCAGAGAUAGCCUAUACGUGGACGGUGACUGCACAAUGGACAUCCGGACAAAGAGUCAAGGUGGGGAGCCAACGUACAACGUGGCCGUGGGCAGAGCUGGUAGAGUCUUGGUCUUUGUAAUGGGAAAAGAAGGGGUCCAUGGAGGCGGAUUGAAUAAGAAGGCAUACUCAAUGGCAAAAUACUUGAGAGACUCUGGGUUCUAGCUGCUAGGCAGACUGUUAAGUAUUAGGGGAAAAUUGCUCUUAAACUUUCCUAGCUGUAAGCUUGAGUCUUAAUUCUGGAAAUUUUAUUAGCAAUGCAGGGUGAUGGGGUAUGAACCUGUGUCUCCUUUGUAUCCCUCUGUUGGUGGGGAAAGGUGUCUUUCUUUCUGCUCCCCCCCCCCUUAAAUAAUUCUGUUCACUUUUGUUUUGUUUCCUUGUGUACUCCAGCAUUGGUUAUAGUCAUGGGAAAGGAAGGUGUCCACGGAGGCACACUUAACAAGAAAGCAUAUGAACUCGCUUUAUACCUGAGGAGGUCUGAUGUGUAAGCAGCCUCUCCCCAUCUUCCUAGCAACUGUCUUCAUCAUCACCCCAAUUAUGGUCGCAGAGCUACCAGAUUAUAGAUGGUAGCUAAUUUUCCUUUGCCUAUUUUCUAAUGUCACAAUUCCUGUUUGCCCAGUGGAUCAUUUGUAUGUUAACCACUGUAUGUAACCAACCUUAUCUGGCAACAUAAUUGCAGCACAAUAAUGAUUUGCAUGAUACCUUGAAAUUUGGGGGGAGGGGCAUGCCAAGUUGGGCAUCACUUUGUCUUAGCAAUUAAUGGGAUAUUGAUUACUAAAAUAAGUUAAUAUUAAGCAAGGUGCCGGUUGUACAAUCUCUAAUUUGAUCAAUGUCUUUCAGCACUUUGAGCAUUUACUUAGCUCAUCUAGUCUUCCUUUCAUAGCGCAUGGUUGGGAGGAAAAAGUGCAUGUAUCUUUCCUUCACUCCUCUUUUCCCACCCCCUCCCUUUGCACAUAGGUAUUUGGUUUGCUUCCAUCUUCUUUUAUACAGUGCCUGGUUUAUUUAACCAAUUAAUAUCACUUUUGUUGAUGAGCUAUUGAGAGCUGCAGUAGUUUGCUUUUAGUAUUGUUGUUGCACUUGAGUAGAGACAAACCUUUUAUCAUAGUGUCCACAGGACAUAUGACAAGUGCAACUGCAAAACAAGAGCAAAAUGCACUUCCUCCCAUGACCUUACAGUAACCAUACUGAUUGAAUCCCAAGGGACAUUCCAUCUUUGCAAUAGCUCAGAUUUUUGUUCCUGUCUUUUUCUUUGCACACCAACUCUACUCUUUAGUAAAAUUGUAAAAGGCUGCCAUUAUGGACAUUAGGUAUCCCAACAUAACCAUCUGGAGUGUGUCCAGUUUGUUCUUCAUAGGACCAACUUUUAUUUGCAGCUUGAGUUUUUAUAUGAAGUUGCAUUAUUGUGGACUUGGCUGUCUUGUGAUGAAUUUUUCUCAUAUGUAUUCUGUGCCAUACUAUUGUUAAAAUGAACUGUUGCUAUUGUGAGAUGGAUUUUAACUGACCUAUUAAAGGUUUCUUUCGAAUGGCACUACCUUAGGGACAUUCUAGUAUUUGCUUCUAUUGUUUGGGCCUUGUGGAUAAUGUACAGAUUUAAAAACAAAUCUUGUUGCUGAUUUGUCCAUUUCUUUCCCUGCACUUUGUUACAUCUGGGAUACAGUCUAACUCAUCUGAUUUAAUAUGCAUUUAAAAAAAUGCCAUAACUAUUAAACACCUUGUUUACAGACAGAUGAAAUAAAUUUAUUCCAACCAAA